Messenger RNA from Vitis riparia (riverbank grape), 1372 nucleotides. RefSeq lists its product as uncharacterized. Gene Ontology annotation, biological process: protein peptidyl-prolyl isomerization. The transcript is spliced from 5 exons. NCBI's taxonomy places the organism in Eukaryota, Viridiplantae, Streptophyta, Magnoliopsida, Vitales, Vitaceae. Bases 167 to 1204 code for a protein of 345 amino acids. Gene Ontology annotation, molecular function: peptidyl-prolyl cis-trans isomerase activity. The record is from RefSeq and is a predicted model, not a curated record.
CUGAGAGACUCUGCAGCAUCAAUAACACACCCAGAAUAAAAAAAAAAACCCUUCAUUUUCCAGCCUAGACUCCUCUGCUUCACCGGUCAACGCUCCCCAAUUCUCCACACCCAAUUCAUAGAAUCCAAAUCUCUUUCUGUGUUUUUCUCUACUACCUAAAUCCCAAAUGGCUCGGAGGCAAAUCGACUCCGAACCCAGCCGAUAUGCUUCUCUGAUCCUUCUUUUGAUGGGUGUCGCCUCAUGCACUCUGGUUUAUGCGUUCCUUUCUGUGGUGCUCAGACCCUGGGCCGACUCUCCAGUUUCAGAGCUUGAUGCUUCAGCAUUGGAUGGGAGUAGUAGGGCGGAGGUUGGGAGCGAAGGGUGUUGUAGAGGGAUUGAGAAUUUGGAACUUUGGGGGCCUGCGGUGAAGUGGGGUUCUGACUUUAAGUUCAAUUCUUCUAAGGAGUGUUGCAUGGCUUGUAAAGGGAUGUGUAGUGGGAAUGAUGGGCCGUGCUUGUGUGAUACUUGGGUGUUUUGUGGGAAUAGAGAGGCUUGCGGGCCAAAAUUCGGUGAGUGUUGGUUGAAGAAACAGAAGGAUAUAUUAGCUCCUGAUCGGCAAGAAUCAGGGCACAAAGUUAGUUGGACUUCUGGGAUUAUCUUUGGAAAAGGAGAGGGCAUUGUUGGAUUGGAAACAGAGUAUGGUACUCUUCAUAUAAAACUCUUACCUGACUGUGCUCCACACUCUGUGGCUUAUAUUCUUGAGCUGUUGGCAUUGCGCCAUUGUGCGGGUUGCCAAUUUUAUCGAGCAGAAAGCAGGGGAAUGUAUUGGGAUUCACAAGGAAACCACAUAAAAGAUGCUCCUCUUGGCCCUCCAUUUGCUUUGAUUCAAGGAACACUGGAAGCCCUAGGAACCACAUUCAAGAAGAUCCCCACAGAAGAUUGUCCAACAAUAGGAAGGGGUUCGGUUGCAUGGGUUGGUUCGGGCCCUGAAUUCUUCAUAAGCCUGGCGAACCACCAAGAGUGGAAGAAAGUAUACAGUGUGUUUGGUUCUGUUCUUCCCGAAGACAUGGAAAUUGCAGAGAAAAUUGCUCAGCUCCCCACCAAAUUGGAUGUUUGGAACAAAAUCAACGUGUCAGUUCUUGAAAACCCAAUACCCUUACGGCUCCGGAGAAUGAAGAAGAGUGAGGGUGAUCUUAACGUUGCUACAAAUGUGGAAUCAGAGUGAAGAAAUGGUUCUCAUCUGCUCUUAUUUAUACUGCAAUUUUUGGUUCUGCGCAAUUUGGCUGCUCUUUGGUGUGCCCUUUCCUGUAACCUGGGAUUUGUAUACUAAAUUUCUUCUGCCUUUCUCAGAGUAACAAAUAAUUUUUCCUGAGAUGGAAUGCCCUUCUACUAC